AUGGACAAGGUGAUAUCCUCCGAGGAUCAGGUGCAGGAGGUCAUCAUCACCAACGAUGGCGCCACGAUCCUCUCCCACAUGGCGCUCCUCCAGCCCACCGCGCGCAUGCUCACCGAGCUCUCCCACUCCCAAGACGCCGCGACUGGGGACGGCACCACCACCAUCGUUGUCCUCGCCGGAUCCCUCCUCCGCGGUGCCCAGUCGCUCCUAUCCGCCGGUGCCCACCCUACCGCCAACGCCGGCACCCUCCACCGCCUCGCUGCAUGCGCCGUCGAGAUCCUCCAUGCCAUGGCCAUCUCUAUCAAGCUCUCCGACCGGGAAUCCCUCGUCAAGUCCACGUCCACUGCCCUCAACUCCAAGGUCGUUUCCCAGUACUCCACCCUUCUUCCGCCCCUCGUUGUCGAUGUUGCUCUCUCUGGGGUGGAUCCAGCUCACCCGGACCUCCUCGACCUCCAUGAUAUCCACAUCGUCAGGAAGCUUGGUGGCACCAUGGACGACAUUGAGCUCGUUCGCGGCCUCAUCUUUGACAAGAAGGCUAACCACGCUGCAGGGGGACCAGCAUGGGUCAAGAAUGCUAAGAUUGCUGUCAUACAGUUCCAAAUCUAG
Messenger RNA from Phragmites australis (common reed), 606 nucleotides. RefSeq names its product T-complex protein 1 subunit delta-like. Gene Ontology annotation, cellular component: chaperonin-containing T-complex. The transcript has a single exon. Gene Ontology annotation, molecular function: ATP binding; ATP-dependent protein folding chaperone; ATP hydrolysis activity. Gene Ontology annotation, biological process: protein folding. The record is from RefSeq and is a predicted model, not a curated record. NCBI's taxonomy places the organism in Eukaryota, Viridiplantae, Streptophyta, Magnoliopsida, Poales, Poaceae. The coding region runs from base 1 to 606 and encodes 201 amino acids.